Mytilus trossulus (common blue mussel) is the source of this 770-nucleotide messenger RNA. Its product is annotated as FAD-linked sulfhydryl oxidase ALR-like. The coding region runs from base 61 to 540 and encodes 159 amino acids. Gene Ontology annotation, molecular function: flavin-dependent sulfhydryl oxidase activity; flavin adenine dinucleotide binding. Gene Ontology annotation, cellular component: mitochondrion. The transcript is spliced from 3 exons. The record is from RefSeq and is a predicted model, not a curated record. NCBI's taxonomy places the organism in Eukaryota, Metazoa, Mollusca, Bivalvia, Mytilida, Mytilidae.
CGGGAUCGAAGUCACCGAUCAUGAAUUUAGUUCUACCGUUGUGUUUAAAGCGCACCCAACAUGUCAGCCUCCAGUGGAACGUUUGUUGAUCCAGAUAAAAAACCUUGUCGAACAUGUGUAGACGUUGAAACUUGGUUUAAGGGGACAGGAGGAACAGAAAAGGAAGGGGGUCCAAGAAGGAGAAGAAAACCUGUAAUCAAGGAAUGUCCACUAUAUGGAGAUGAAUUGGGUAGGAACACCUGGUCAUUCCUGCAUACUACAGCUGCUUUAUAUCCAGACAAUCCAACAACAGAACAACAAACCGACAUGAAACAAUUCAUACAUCUCUUCUCAAAAUUCUAUCCCUGUGAAUAUUGUGCAGAAGAUUUGAGAGAAAAUUUGAAGACAAAUACUCCAGAUACCUCCAAUCAAUUCAAUUUCUCCCAAUGGAUGUGUAGGUUACAUAAUGAUGUAAACAAAAAGUUAGGAAAGGCGAUUUUUGAUUGCAGUAAAGUAAAUGAACGUUGGAGAGAUGGUUGGAAAGAUGGGAGUUGUGAUUGAUGAAGGUCAAGGUUUAGGUUCCAAGCCAUCUGUGAUUCAUUAACUGUUUUUAUAUAGAUUUUUUUUUUAUUAAAUAUCAAUUGAGGUCAAUAAAUGGCUUCAUGAAAUUGUUAUAUUGUAGAUGCACUAAUAUUCAUGGACACCCAAUUUUCAUAGGUGGAGGUUAAAUUGUAUAUUAGUGUAAACAAUGUUUUUGUGGUUUUGACGAAUUCUACAAAAAUAUUAAAUUU